AUGGUCAUCUUCAAGAGUCUCGUGCUCGCUUUGUCGCUGCCCCUCAAGGCCAUGGCAGGACUCGCCGACGCACCCAUCCCCGGCUACGACGUGGUCGACCUCACGUGGCAAGUGGAAGUCUUCCCCGGCCACUUUGAGAACCUCACCGGCACCGCGGAACAGGUUCACCGCGCCGCCAGGGCCAUGAACCCCGGGUGGAAGCCCAGGACCGCCUCCGACCCCCGCGGCAGCAACCUGGCGAAGCGUGUGCCGCUGUUCAACUGGGCCAAGGUCAUUUGCGGCGCGGGCGCCCUCGGCUGGCACCCGUGCAAAGUCCGCAGGAUAGAGCAGGGAAUCGAAUACCUCAGGGGGCUGGCCGGCGUGCCGACAAACGGCCCCGGGCCGGAGACCUGCGGACGCGUCAGCUGUUCCUACCAGGCGGCCAUAUGGUGGUGCAACAGUGCGCCUUUUGCGCGGGCGCUGGGUAGCUGGGACGACAUCGCGGACAGCGCGCAGCUGAUGGUGUGGAAGUGCUCGACGGGGCGCCCCUACGCGGACAAGUACAUGACGGGGCAGGCGUUUUCGACCGAGAACUGGGACGUCAUUAUUCGCCAGGACGAGUGUUGA
Molecule: messenger RNA, 606 nt
Organism: Metarhizium brunneum ARSEF 3297
Lineage: Eukaryota; Fungi; Ascomycota; Sordariomycetes; Hypocreales; Clavicipitaceae
Source: RefSeq, a predicted model, not a curated record